This is a messenger RNA of Pundamilia nyererei, 1043 nucleotides long. Its product is annotated as H-2 class I histocompatibility antigen, L-D alpha chain-like. The transcript has 5 exons. Gene Ontology annotation, biological process: immune response. The annotation marks the transcript as partial. The record is from RefSeq and is a predicted model, not a curated record. NCBI's taxonomy places the organism in Eukaryota, Metazoa, Chordata, Actinopteri, Cichliformes, Cichlidae. Gene Ontology annotation, cellular component: external side of plasma membrane.
CACUCCCUCACCUACAUCUACACGGCGCUCUCCAAACCUGUCGGCCUCCCGGGCAUCCACGAGUUCACAGCCAUGGGUUUGCUGGACAACCGGAUGAUCGACUACUUUGACAGCGAGCAUCAGUCAAAGGUUCCCAAACAGGAGUGGAUGAGAGAGCGUUUACCUGCUGAUUACUGGGAUAAAGGCACACAGUCCCGCAAGAGCAAGCAGCAGUGGUUCAAGGUCAACAUCGGCAUCCUGAUGGAGCGAAUGAGGCAGAAUGACUCAGCCACCCCUCACGUUCUUCAGUGGAUGCACGGCUGUGAGGGUCAGACGCAGCCUGACGGCACGCUCAGGUUUGUCCGAGGCAUGGACAUGUACAACUACGAUGGAGACGACUUCCUGUCCUUCGAUGAUAGAAGCGGAGUCUGGGUCGCUCCGACUCCCGAGGCACAACUAACCAAGAGGAAGUGGGACGGCGUCCCGGUGCUGAAAGAGUACACCAAGGGCUACCUGGAGAACGAGUGCAUCGAUUGGCUGAGCAAGUUUGUGGGUUAUGGACAGAAGCAGCUGAAACAGAAAUCUCCACCUGAUCUGCACGUGUUUGCAAAGAACUCCAGAGUGCAGACAAACAUCGUCCUCACCUGCCUCGCCACGGGCUUCUACCCCAAAGACGUCACAGUGACGAUCAGGAGGAACAAACGUGUUCUGACUGCAGACGACGGCCUGAAGAGCUCAGGACUUCUCCCCAAUGACGACGACACGUUCCAGAGGAGAGAGUACGUGGAGGUUUUAAAGUCUGACCCGGCUACAUACAGCUGUGAGGUCUUUCACGAAGCGACUGAUGUGGGAAUGUCUAAGAGCUGGGGUAAGAAACUGUCAUGCCUGUUACCUGUUCCUGAUGACGAUGGAUCUGCCGUCACUGGUCUGGUGGCAGCACUCCUGCUCAUGCUCAUCGGUGUAGGCGUGAUUCUGCUGGUCCUACGUAAAAGACGCAAUAAUGGCAGGAGCAGCGCAGAUACACCAGAGUCGCAGGAGUUGAACGAUGUUCGUCAGGAGUAACA